Molecule: messenger RNA, 1002 nt
Organism: Abrus precatorius (Indian licorice)
Lineage: Eukaryota; Viridiplantae; Streptophyta; Magnoliopsida; Fabales; Fabaceae
Product: serine/threonine-protein phosphatase 7 long form homolog
Exons: 5
Coding region: 1-1002 (333 amino acids)
Biological process (GO): meristem development; meristem maintenance
Source: RefSeq, a predicted model, not a curated record
AUGGCUUCAUCUUCAAGACAGAAUAGAAAUAUUCAUGUGUCUGAACAUAUUUGGGAUGGUCGGGAUCAUUCUAUUUUGAAGGUUAGGAAGAGUCAAUUUAUUCCAGCUGGUUUGGAUGAUGUUCCAGAGGAGAUUCUUCCACAUUUAGAGCUUGCAGGAUUUACUGGGAUUGCUCACGAUGUAUCUGUGUUGUUAGGUUUACGAAUUGAUGGAAGGCACGUGAUGGCACCUAUUGGAGUUAAUUAUGCUGAUAUUGUUGAGGAGAGCCUAGGUAUUAGACCAUCACGUGCAGAUUUUGUUGGUAGCUUCUUGAAGACGAGUUGGCUAGACCAACAUUUUACCCAUGUGGCGAUGCAUGCACAGAAUCCUUUACAGAUCACCAGAUUUGCUAGGGCUUAUAUGUUGCGGUUAAUUGGGGGUUUUAUGUUGAGUGAUCACUCCAGCAGUAGAGUCUCAGUGAGGUACUUACCUUUACUUCAGGAUUUUGCUGUCACUUGUGAAUAUAGUUGGGGGUCUGCAGUAUUGGGAUAUUUUUAUAGAGAGCUGUGUAUGGCCACCAACAUGGAUCGACAUGGUUUAGGUGGAUUAGCUGCAUUACUUGUGAUGUGGGCAUGGGAUAGGUUUCCAUUUCUAGGUCUUGGAAACCCGCUUCACACACGACUCCAUCUUCCAUAUGCUACUAGGUGGUUGGCCAAUCAAAGCAAUAGGAAAGGGAGGAAAGACAUAUCUUAUUAUAGAUAUAAAUUUGACAUGCUUAGUGGUGAAGAGAUAAUUUGGCAACUAUAUUCUAUUGAUUUGAUUAAUUCAUUACCAGCUAUAUGUCGUGAGGGGAUGGAUUUGUGGAGGGUUGUUGUGCCUCUGAUAUGUUUUCAGGUGUGUGAGUGGCACCAACCAGAUCGAGUAAUGCGACAAUUUGGUAUGGUUCAACAUAUACCUCGUGCUCCUUAUCAGCCAGAUGCACUACAUGAGUUGACUCUGCGUAGGAAGGCAACAAAGAAUUGA